Molecule: messenger RNA, 1359 nt
Organism: Malassezia restricta
Lineage: Eukaryota; Fungi; Basidiomycota; Malasseziomycetes; Malasseziales; Malasseziaceae
Exons: 1
Coding region: 1-1359 (452 amino acids)
Biological process (GO): activation of GTPase activity; nucleocytoplasmic transport
Cellular component (GO): cytosol; perinuclear region of cytoplasm; nucleus
Molecular function (GO): GTPase activator activity; small GTPase binding
Source: RefSeq, a predicted model, not a curated record
AUGAAGUACGUGGCGUAUUCUCGUGAAGAUGAGACAUUUUCAGAGUUCCUUGAUCAGCUGAAAAAGCAGGGACCAGAUGUGAGCCUGGUGUCCGCACAAUUCAGUGACCUAGAUGACACACGGUGUCGCCUUGUGUUAGAUUGCCUUCUUGAUCUUUGGGGCCAAGUGGCUAGCCAACCAUCGAUGUAUGGAAGAAGUAUGCCUGGCGUAAGGUACUUGGACUUUUCGUCUAAUCAUAUACAAUCGUUUCAAGCAAGUGGUCUUGUUCAAAUUUUAAACAACAACCGACUCCUUUCUGUUCUGGAAAUUCAAGCAAAUGAAUUGGGAAAGGCAGGUACAGAAGAUAUCCGCGCAUUUGCUUGCGCGAUGAAGCACUGCUCCCUGCGACGCCUCAAUAUUACAGCAAAUCGGCUUGGUGAUGCAGGUCUGGCCACUUUCAUUGAUCAUUUGCCUGAUACCGGCACGUCGCUCCUUGCGUUACAUCUCUCUGUAAAUACAUUCUCCACAGACACUGGCUCUUGGAAAGCAGCUCACAGUAUUGCCCGAUUUUUGAGUUCUCCAAAGAAAUGCCGUGGUCUGAAGUCUAUCCACUUGAAUGGGAACCACUUUGGCUGGGAAGGCGUACGUGCGAUCGCACAUGCCAUCAUUGGCUCGCGUCGAGCAUGCGAAGCCACAGCAAGCGGCCUCGUGGAUUUGCCCCCCAGUAUCCUAGAUGCAUGUCCACCCAAUACCAGCCUCAUCAACAUUGAUUUGUUUUCUACAGGCAUUGAUUCUCUGAACUCCGCAUCAAAAAAUGUGCCACCAUGUGUAGAAUGGGAAGCAUAUUCCGCCGUGUCGCGUGAAAAUUGGUACCAGCUCGUGAUGGAGCAGCUGGAAAUGAACCAGUAUCAACAGGCCGUGUGCCAACGAGCCGCUGCACGCAUUCUAGGUGCUGCACGCAUCAUAGGAUGCAAGUCUCGAUGGAUCGAGCCCCCUGAUGGAGAGCGAGACCAUUUUCCUUUCCGACGCCUCCCUGUGGAAUUGCGCAGGCACAUCUUGUUCCAUGUCGACUCAGAACAAUGUCUCAGUCAUGAGCAAUUGAUUAAUGUGCUGCGCUGGGCAAGUGAGCCUAGCACAUUAGGGUAUGUGCGUGAAGCCGGAGCUUGGCCGCCAACACAGUCUUUGGCCGUCGCGGACAAUGUGUGGAACUUGCCUCCGUGGUCGUGGACCGAGUGCUAUGAAUAUCGUUCGCCACCACGUAAUUGGUACAGUGAUGGUCUCGAAUACGACGAGCUUGAUGGCUUUGAUCCAGCAAAAAUGGCAUUCCUGGAGUGCACUGGUACCGUAGAGAUGGAACACGUAGCAUCUAGAGCUUCAUAA